This is a messenger RNA of Leishmania braziliensis MHOM/BR/75/M2904, 1110 nucleotides long. RefSeq names its product asparaginase-like protein. The transcript has a single exon. The record is from RefSeq and is a predicted model, not a curated record. NCBI's taxonomy places the organism in Eukaryota, Euglenozoa, Kinetoplastea, Trypanosomatida, Trypanosomatidae. Bases 1 to 1110 code for a protein of 369 amino acids. Gene Ontology annotation, molecular function: asparaginase activity.
AUGCUGUACAUCCACAACCGCCUUGCAGGCGCCACAGCGAUGAGUCGUGAACUCUCUCCUGAGGAAGACACGUCUGGAGCCAAGGUGCUCCUCAUCAACAUGCGCAGUCAUCAGUCUGAUCUGCUCGAUCAAACGCAGCAGAGCCACGUGGACCAUCGUAGAUUUUUUCUGGACAUUCUCAAUCGCAACGGCGACUUGCAGAGACCAGGUGUGCCCCGCUUUGACGUAAUGCAGCUGGAGACACUGAAACUCUCCGUGGAUCACACACACAAGGACUGGAUGGAGUUGGCGCAGCUCAUAAAAAAGGAGUACCACAACUACCGCGGAUUUGUAGUGGAGAGUGGGUCAGACAGCAUGGUAUCUACCUCUACAGCGAUCAGCUUCUUGCUCGAAAACCUCGGCAAGCCAGUGGUCUUCACGGGCUCUCUCAUCCCUGGUGAUCGCAUCUACACCGACAUGAAGCGGAACAUUAUCCUCGCCUUGGCAUUUGCCAGCUGUACGCAGCUCUGUGAAGUCUGCAUUCUGUUUGAUGAGAUGCUCUACCGCGCAAAUCGUGCCAUCAAAACGAGUCGAUGCAGCUUGCGCCCCUUCGACUCGCCCCACUUUCCCCCCAUCGCAUCGAUGCACGGCGGCGUCAUGACAAUUCACAAGGUGCUGCUACGCCCGCGCCCUACCGGUCGACUGCGCAUCGAGUCUGAGUUGUCCACAAAGGUGCUCACACUCGUGCUGGGGCCAGGGACGCCGUUCGAAUUUUUCCUAGCCGCUAUUGAGAAUACAAGCGCUCCGGCGCUGAUCCUUUGCUGCUACGGAUGCGGUAAUGGUCCGACCCGACAGGACUUUAUGAAGCGCCUCCUCGCAAAGGCGAAGGCGCGCGACUUGGUGGUAGUGAUUUGCACGCAGAACCGCUAUGGGGUGGUGAUGCUGUCCGAAUACAAAGCGGGGCGUCAGCUCAUGGACGCUGGGGCCAUCAGUGCCUGUGACAUGACACAGGAGGCGGCUAUGGUGAAGCUGAAGUACUUGUUUGGUCUUGGCAUGUCCUCGGAGCAGGUGCGUAAGUCCUUUGCUGUGGAUAUGCGCGGAGAAGUAUCCUCACCGUCGGCAAAGCUGUGA